Solanum tuberosum (potato) is the source of this 1494-nucleotide messenger RNA. Its product is annotated as putative protein phosphatase 2C 50. Gene Ontology annotation, biological process: protein dephosphorylation. The transcript is spliced from 7 exons. The record is from RefSeq and is a predicted model, not a curated record. The coding region runs from base 721 to 1287 and encodes 188 amino acids. Gene Ontology annotation, molecular function: protein serine/threonine phosphatase activity. NCBI's taxonomy places the organism in Eukaryota, Viridiplantae, Streptophyta, Magnoliopsida, Solanales, Solanaceae.
CCUCUCCAGCUGAGUUUUUGCAACUCAGUCAGGAAAUUGAAUUUUCUCAAUCCCAUAAUCGCACAAACGAUGCAAGAUUGGUACCUUCAUUUAUGAGUUUUCAAUGGAAGGAGAAAAGGUAGCACUUCUCUUAGUAACAUUUCUUUGCUCGAGUUGUGCAUAUGAGGUCUCAGUAUCUUGUAUGAUGGCCUAUGAUGAGGGUGGUGCUUCAGCAGUUUUCAACUCGCCUGAAUGUCAGCUGUGGGAUUUUUUUACUGCUAUUAAAAAUGGAACAGAUAAUUGCCUUAUAGCUACGCAUCAAGGGCGUAGGAAAUACCAAGAAGAUCGUAUGACAUGCUAUCCUCGUGUUACUGUUCCUGUUUUAGGUGAAGAUGGUGUGGAGGAAGCUAGUGUGGGUAUAGCGGCAGUGUUUGAUGGACAUGGAGGCAAGGAAGCAAGUGAGAUGGCUUCUCAGAAAUUCUUUGAUUACUUUCUAUUGCACGUUGUUUUCAACACAUACAAGAAUCUCUUUUCACACUGUUAAGAGCAUGAAGAAGCAGGUCAAGAUAGCUUAAAAUUCAAAGUUCUAAUGGGGCAUUAUAUGUAGUUGAUGAUGAGUCGACACUUGGAAUUCUAGAGAAAGCCCUCUUGAGAACAAUCCAAGACAUAGAUUCAGAGUUUACACAGGAAGCUUUGAAGAAUGACUACAUUUCUGGAUCAACUGCAAUAGUUGUUCUUUGGAUGAAUGGGCAGAUAUUAGUUGGUAACCUGGGUGAUUCAAAAGCACUCAUAUGCUCAAGGAAAACUCAUUUUGAUCAGGAAAAUGAAGGUGAUUUGAUCACAAGACUUCAAGCUGAGGAACUAACGAAGGAUCACCAUCCUGAUAGGGAUGAUGAAAAGGCUAGAAUUAAAGCAGCUGGUGGGGUUGUCCUCGUUGUUGGCGUGCCUCGUGUCAAUGGUAUAUUGGCUGUCUCACGGUCUAUUGGUGAUAUUCGUUUGAAAAGAUAUGGAGUUAUUGCUGAACCAGAGGUCACGGGUUGGAGACGUUUGUCAACUGAAGACUGGUAUGUGGUGAUAGGAUCCGAUGGCAUAUUUGAAAGAAUGAGUCCCCAGGAUGUCUGUGAUAUUUUACACGAAGGACAUGAUAAGGAGAACAAGACAUCUAUCGACUCGUCCUCCUGUCCAUACUCUUUAGCAGACUGCAUUGUCCACAAUGCAUUUAGUAAAGGUAGUGGUGAUAACUUGUCUGUUAUUUUGAUUCCAUUGAGACAAGAAUCCCCUUCACUGGAACACAAACAACAGAUAUAAAAUGUUCUUCAUUUUUAAGCCUUCAAGUAUCAAAAAGUUCCAUUGCCGGGAAUCGAACCCGGGUCUCCUGGGUGAAAGCCAGAUAUCCUAACCGCUGGACGACAAUGGAGCUGAUUGUUGAACUUGUGCUUAAGGACUGAUAACUAUCAAAUGAGAACAGAGUAACUUCAUAGUGAUUGGACAUAUAUUCCCAAAUGAAAAAUUAAU